Messenger RNA from Zychaea mexicana, 633 nucleotides. RefSeq lists its product as uncharacterized. The transcript is spliced from 5 exons. The record is from RefSeq and is a predicted model, not a curated record. NCBI's taxonomy places the organism in Eukaryota, Fungi, Mucoromycota, Mucoromycetes, Mucorales, Lichtheimiaceae. The coding region runs from base 1 to 633 and encodes 210 amino acids.
AUGGAUUACGACGAUAUUGAACGGUACUAUAUCGGACGUAUUGUGGGUUCAGUUGUCGGCGCCGUGGUAGGACUGGCAAUCUUGAUCAUCAUCGCUGUCUGCGUACGCAGACGUCAAAAGAAGGAGCUACAACAACAGCAGCAACAGCAACAGCAACAGCAAAUAUACUAUCAGCCUUAUCUACCGGGACAACUACCACCGCCUCCUCCUGCUGAUGCAACUCAACAAAUGGUUGCCAUCCCAAUCCCUCCAGGAAGUGCACAGCUACCUCAACAACCUCCUCAACCAGGCUAUUACUAUGCUGUGUUGCAGCCAGCACAGCAAGCAAUGCCAGCAGCACCGGAGGUAGCACCCAGUAGUAAUACUAGUGCUCCGUAUCAUUUUGCUGCUGAUCCUUCGUUAUCGCCACCAACACCACCGCUGGCCACUACAGCAGUAGCUGGAUCAGAUAGUCCAGGCAGUACAAAGGAACAAUAUUAUUUGUAUAUCAGGAAAACUACGUGGCGCAGCGUUGACAUCUUUUCCACCUUUGGUGUCAGACGUAAUUGCACGCAGUAUGCAUGUACUAUGAGCGUAUGCCUUUCCAGCUGCAUACAUCGCCACAUUUUCAUUAACCAUGCCUUGAUGUCUUGA